AUGAGCGGACGCAAAGCCUACACAUGUGUCCAAUGUCGAUUAAAGAAAAUAAAGUGUGAUAGGCAUCGAUUCUGUGGUCAAUGCAAGAAGAGGGGAGAAAUAUGUGAAUGGCCUGCAAACGGUGUUCCGCUAGAGAAUGAAGGCAGCAUACCGCGCUCAUCUGCAUCGCCUACAAGAGCGCCUGUAGUACCGAGACGCGCCCGUCAUCAGUCAAGCGGGUCCACGCCGCCCACAGUCGACGUCCCUCACACCGUUGCCCAUGCUGAACAGCUUGAUCACUCGAUUCUCAAUGAUCCUCGUGGUGAGCCAGUAGGAUGGGGAUUCGGCUCAAGUAAGACCCCAAGGCGGGCUUUUCCCUUUGACAGUGCGGGUAGUAGAACAGAUUAUAUGGUAACGGCGGAUCUGAUGAGAUCUCUGCCCAGUAGAGCUGAAUCGGAUACGCUGCUACGUGUAUAUCUUGAGCGUGUAGAAUGGAUCCACCAUCCAUUACAUCUGCCCACUUUCCUUGCGCAGUACAAUCGGUUCUGGAACAUGAAUAUCGCUCGCCGGUGUGAAACAGUGCACGCUCGAUGGUUGGCAUUACUAUACAUAGCCCUAUGCCUUGGGGAUCACUUUAGUGAUGAUGAAUUGACCACCGACCCCACGCUCGAAACAAGAUUGGUAACAGCAUGCGAAGACACACUCGCAUACUCUGACUUCCUGAAUCAGCCUUCAACGGAGACUAUACAAACGAUCAUUUGUCUGAAUAUAUACCUUAAUAACAAGAAUAGAGUGACAGCUGCCAAGAGCCUGCUAGGGACUGCUAUUAAGAUGGCCAUUUGUAUGGGAUUGUCGCGCAUUCCUGACGAAGGGCGGACAUCUAAUGAACAGGAUCUGAUAGACAGGGAGAUCGGAAGGAGAUUAUGGUGGUCACUAGUGUGUCAAGAUGCGUAUACGGCUUCGAAUAGUGGAUUCUCCUACUCGAUCAACUUGACCCAUUCUUCUACUGGUUAUUUCGCCAAUGUCGAAGAUGAAGAUAUCCGUUCGGGCUCGCAUUACCAUUCCCGCCCCAUGUCCGAAAUUACAGUAUCGACAUACCACCUGUGCAAAAUAAACUUUGCACUAACAGUUCGAAGCUUCAUUGAUGCGGUUAACGCGAACUUCCCCGACGCUUCUUAUGAAGAAAUUAUGAGAUUAGAUGCCCAGUUCAGAUCUGUUUACAAUGCUCUACCAGUACCCUUCCGACCUGAUCUUCCACAAGCUUUCGAACUCUCUUUUGCCGGUUCAAGAAGGUACUUGGUCGAACAAAGGAUAUUUAUGGGUAUCACCUUACACAAUCGAGUCAUGAGAUUACAUCGAUCGUAUAUGGUCAGAGGGUACGACGAUGAUCGGUAUGCGUAUUCUACCAAAGUAUGCCUUGAAUCAGCAUAUGCUACUCUGGAACUGGUCAAGCAAAGUCCGCAGACGUUAUGCAGAUGGUGGGUAGUGAUGGUACAUGUGUGGACGAGCGGUUUGAUCAUUUCUGCCGACUUGGUGAAAGGUGUAUCCGAUGUCGAUAUCAGACGGAAACAGCGAGAUGGGGUCAGAAUGGCAAUCUCUCUGCUUGAACCUAUAUCUCGGACGAGUCCUGUCGCUUCACGGGGAGUGAAGGUUCUAAAAGCUCUUCUAGACACGGAUGAUGCUCAGCUCCAACCUCGGAAGCGGAAGAGGGUUGACGAACAGCCUUCGAAUACUGCUCCAGUGCAUAACGCCAUCUCUUCCAUGACUGAUCUCGAACAAUUGCUGCGGGAUGUCACAUCUUCUGACCCGACGACCACAUAUACCGCACCGACUGAUGAUAUUGUGAAUGAACAAACUUUGGAAUUCUGGCAGUCCCUUUUUCAGAUGAAUCAGUGGUAA
Kwoniella mangroviensis CBS 8507 is the source of this 1878-nucleotide messenger RNA. RefSeq lists its product as uncharacterized. Gene Ontology annotation, molecular function: DNA binding; DNA-binding transcription factor activity, RNA polymerase II-specific; zinc ion binding. The transcript has 13 exons. The coding region runs from base 1 to 1878 and encodes 625 amino acids. Gene Ontology annotation, biological process: DNA-templated transcription; regulation of DNA-templated transcription. Lineage: Eukaryota; Fungi; Basidiomycota; Tremellomycetes; Tremellales; Cryptococcaceae. The record is from RefSeq and is a predicted model, not a curated record.